Messenger RNA from Paramecium pentaurelia, 1005 nucleotides. The record is from the annotation of a GenBank genome assembly. Lineage: Eukaryota; Ciliophora; Oligohymenophorea; Peniculida; Parameciidae.
AUGUUAAAGAAAUUAAGUCAUUUUGUACAUCUUGAUAAUCGAAUCAUUCUUUCUAUUAAAGGAAGAGAUGCUUGUGAAAUCUUAUAGGGAAUAACUACCAAUGAUCUUCGUUAAAUUCAGUAAUCUCAAAGUACAUUAUUUCUUAAUACAAAUGGCAGAAUCAUAAGUGAAGCUAUCUUGCAUAGACCAUAAAUGUAAGAAAUUCUUAUAUUAGUCAAUAGAACGGUGAGUGGUAAUAUUGUAACGAUGAAAUCUGGAUUGACAUAGAUAAAGACCUUAAAAGCACUUUAGUCAAUCAUAUCAAGAAAUUUUUGAUUAGGAAAAAGGUCUCUAUAACAGAUUAUGAAGAUCAAUUGUUUAUGUAAUCCAUCUAUUCCUCAUCUUAAGGGAUCAGAAGUCAAAUUAAAUAAUUAGGAAGGAGAUCCUAUUAUCGAUCCAGAAAAUGAUCUAUCUGAAGAAAGUGAUUAUAAAAACAUUGUUGCAGUUGAUCCAAGAUCUUCCUCUAUUGGAAUCAGAAUGGUUACUAAUGAUUAACCAGAUAUUAAAGAAGAUGAAAUUAAAGUUGAAAAAAAAGAGCAUUUUGAUAUCUCAAGAUUGACAGAAGCUAUCUUCGAAGGAAAAGAGGUUGUAAAUAAAAUACCAUUCUAAGUUAAUUUUGAUUUCUGGAAUUCUAUAAAUUUAAGUAAAGGUUGCUAUGUGGGUUAAGAAUUAACAGCUAGAUCAUACCAUACAGGUGUCAUUAGGAAAAGACUCUUACCUUUUAAAAUUGUCUCUAAUGAUAAUAUUGCUAAUUUAGAAGAUUUGAUAAUUAUUAAUGGGUAAUCAGAAAUUGGUAAAGUAGUUAAAAGUUCAAAUAAUUUUGGAAUUGCCAAUGUCAAUUAUUUGGAUAUUGAUUUAGAAAAAGAGUAUUAGGUUGGAAACAAAAUACUUUCAUUUAUAUUAUAAGAUAAACUUCGAAGUAAUUUGAUUAAGUACACAAAAUUAAUCUAAUAGAGGAAAUAAUGA